AUGAAUUUUCAUCCAAUCUUGAGUUUUUCAGAAGAAGACAAGAUAGGAACCACCCAGCCCCAUGACGAUGCGCUGUUAAUCACUCUCAGAAUCAGGGACUACGAUGUGAAAAGAGUGAUGGUGGAUGGUGGCAGUGGGGCUGAGGUUAUAUACCCCGACCUCUAUAAGGGGCUGAGGUUAAAACCGGAAGAUUUGACACCCUAUAACUCUCCUUUGAUGAGUUUCGACGGGAAUCUUGUUAUUCCAAAGGGCAUGAUUAGGCUACCCAUCCAAACCGGCCCAGAGAUAGUGGAGGUGAACUUUAUUGUGGUGGAUACCUACUCUCCCUAUACAGCCAUCGUUGGUAGGCCCUGGCUCCAUACCUUAGGGGCUAUUGCCUCCUCAUUGCAUCAGAAGGUGAAAUUCCCGUCAGGGGACCAGGUUCUCGAAAUCCGUGGUUGCCAAUCCACGGCAAGGCAAUGUGUGGUGGCUGCCAUUUCGCAUCGGCUCGAUGCAGAGUCCUCGGCCUUUGCUAAAAAGAACUUAUAG
Molecule: messenger RNA, 528 nt
Organism: Quercus lobata
Lineage: Eukaryota; Viridiplantae; Streptophyta; Magnoliopsida; Fagales; Fagaceae
Exons: 1
Coding region: 1-528 (175 amino acids)
Source: RefSeq, a predicted model, not a curated record